CCUCGCUGUCACAUUCAACAAUUGCGCCCGUCCACCAUUUCCCUGGAUCAACGAGUGUUCCCUCUCUUGUUUAACAAAGAUCGUCGCUCUCUUUUUGUUUUGCUCCUCGAAUUGUCUCUACGCUAUUCCCUCCACUUCUUCACCAUAACACGCAACAGAAGUCCGUGAGCACGCGACUGCCCCAUCGUCUCGUUAGUACUGCACAAAGCGGCCACCCAAGUACACGAUGCCCGAAGUCGAAGGCGGCGCGGUGCCAAAUCAAAGCAAGGGAUCGUGGUCUUCAUUUCUUAAGUCGAUUGCCUCUUUCAAUGGCGACUUGUCCUCGCUAACCGCCCCGGCCUUCAUCCUCUCUACCCAAUCCCUCGUCGAAUUUUCUGCAUACUGGGCUGAAAACACGUCGCUAUUCAUCGCGCCGACUCAAGAGAAGGAUCCUGCCAGGCGCGCUUUACUGGUACUGAAGUGGUUGCUCAACACUCUCAAACAACAAUACUGCUCGCGUUCAGAGAAACUUGGCUCGGAGAAGAAGCCACUCAACCCAUUCCUAGGCGAGCUGUUCCUGGGGAAAUGGGACGACGAAUUCGGCGAGACGACGCUGGUCUCGGAGCAAGUCAGCCACCACCCUCCAGUCACAGCCUACUGCAUUACCAACGAGAGGCAUCGCAUACGGCUGCAGGGCUACAACGGUCAGAAAGCCAGUUUUAGUCGAACUAUCCAAGUCAAACAGAUUGGACAUGCUCUCUUGACCCUGCAUCCUCCCAACAGUGACCAUGCCGAGACCUACCUCAUCACUCUGCCUGCUCUGCACAUAGAGAGUCUCAUCUACGGAGCACCCUUUGUCGAGUUGAGUAAAUUCAUACAUAUCGCUUCGAGCAGUGGAUAUGUCGCCAAAAUCGAUUUUACUGGCAAGGGCUGGCUAUCUGGGAAGAAGAACAGCUUCACAGCGUCGUUGUGGAAAGAAGGCGAAGGCUCAGAGAAAAACCCCCUCUACACAGCGGACGGGCAAUGGUCGGACUCGUUUACAAUAAGAGAGGGCGACAGCAAGAAGGGUAGAGAGAUCGAAACCUUCAAGCCAUCGAACAUCAAACUGUCCAAACUGAACGUCGCCCCUAUAGAGGAGCAAGAUGUCUUUGAGAGUAGAAGAGCGUGGUCACGGGUCGCCCAAAGCAUCGAGAAGGGUGAAAUGGAGGCUGCCUCGCACUACAAGUCCAGAAUCGAGAAUGCCCAGCGAGCGUUGCGCAAGAAGGAGCAAGAAGAAAAGCGAGAUUGGGAACGGAUGUUUUUCGUCCAAGCGGAUCCAAAGGAUAGAUUUGAAAAGACGUUCGAGGACCUGGUAAAGGUGGUGACCAGCUUUGGUGUCUAUAGCUGGGAAGGCGUCGUGCCCGAUAAAACAGCUGGAAUAUGGAGGUAUAGCGAGGAGAAGGCUGCCAGGGCCCAAAAGCCCUUCCACAAGGAGGGACUGUUGGCUCUUGGGGAGAACGCAGAUGGAACCUCUGCGCCGGUGAGCAGGGUCCCGACAAACCAAAGCGGGAACCCGGCGAACUGAGUCGAUGUUAAAGGCAAGUAACAGGAGCGUCAACAGGAGCUCUGGGAGCAGCAGGGAAGGACAGUCAUGAUUUGGGCGAUCUGGGCAGUAUUACUAGCGUUCUCGUGAGACAUAAACUGGUAAGGACAUGUCCCUGCCCUUGGUAAUCAAAACUUCUGAGGCGCGUCUUCUGUCUCUUCCACGUGUCGCAGAUAUGAUCCCAC
Cladophialophora immunda is the source of this 1746-nucleotide messenger RNA. RefSeq lists its product as uncharacterized. Gene Ontology annotation, cellular component: cytosol; intracellular membrane-bounded organelle; membrane. The coding region runs from base 227 to 1543 and encodes 438 amino acids. NCBI's taxonomy places the organism in Eukaryota, Fungi, Ascomycota, Eurotiomycetes, Chaetothyriales, Herpotrichiellaceae. The transcript has 2 exons. The record is from RefSeq and is a predicted model, not a curated record. Gene Ontology annotation, molecular function: oxysterol binding. Gene Ontology annotation, biological process: maintenance of cell polarity; endocytosis; exocytosis.